Messenger RNA from Aspergillus heteromorphus CBS 117.55, 849 nucleotides. RefSeq lists its product as uncharacterized. The coding region runs from base 1 to 849 and encodes 282 amino acids. Lineage: Eukaryota; Fungi; Ascomycota; Eurotiomycetes; Eurotiales; Aspergillaceae. The record is from RefSeq and is a predicted model, not a curated record. The transcript is spliced from 4 exons.
AUGUCGGUUACUAUUACUUCCAACAUUGUAUCCUUGGAUGUGUUGAUACCUAGAGUGAUUAACACGGUCCAUGCAGAUAUGGAUGUUGAGCGACUAUUACCUUGGGUAUUUCGACAAAAAGAAGUUGUGGUGGAAGAUGACAUAGAAUCCUGGCCUGACGAAGACUUUACCUUAUCCUUUUUCUUUGACAAUCUCCUAUCCGAUUGUGCUUUAUCAAAAACCCGCUCUUCCCCUCUCGAUGACUCCGGGAUCGAAAGCGUUUGGAGAGCGGUCGAGACUAUCAAAAUACCCUUGAGAAAUUGGGACUCAGAGGAGAGAAAGAAUCAUUUGCAUUUCAUUAAAUCACAAGGUAUGCUUCUAAAGUUUCCAAUAUCCACGCCGAAAAUGAAGUACAUUGCUGGUGGUACGCAGUACCAGGCCAGAUCAGAGGGCCAGAUCGCUAUCGGUCCCCGAGAGAAGAAUUUACCGAUCAUUUCCUAUACUGGAUGGUUUAUAGGACAGACAUGGCGUCAGUUUCUCGGGGAAAAACUCAGUAUAAUGCUGGGACAGCUUGCGAGCAAUCUAGGUGCCUGGAAAGAAUGUGACGGGUUGCAGGAUCAAGAAGUCUUUGUGGUCGGAUUUUAUGACUCCUGUAUCCAUGUUGCUCGCGGAGUAUUCACACUUGACACUGUUCUCAGAGCACAUUCACAAGGUCUUUCACAGCUUGAAGCGUUCAAUCUGGAAUUCACUCGAGGUUAUAACCUCUGUCUCAAGUGUGAUUGGCUCGAAGGCACUCGUGUACUAACAAGGCUUUUCCGUUACCUCUUCAGCGGCAGCUCAAAAGUUAGCGCAGUGCGAGUCAACCCCUAA